Paramecium sonneborni is the source of this 1201-nucleotide messenger RNA. The record is from the annotation of a GenBank genome assembly. NCBI's taxonomy places the organism in Eukaryota, Ciliophora, Oligohymenophorea, Peniculida, Parameciidae.
AUGUAUCAAUGUGUUUUAAAUUAUACAAUCAAUAAAAGCAUUUUGUUAGGAAAAGGUGGAUUUGGAAGUGUUUACUUGGCUUAAAAUGAAUUAAAUCAAGAGUUUGCUUGUAAAAUAAUGUAAAAGUCUUAAGAUAAGUAGAUCAUUAUAAUCAAAUCAAAACAACUACAGAAAGCUUAAAUAAUUAGUUGAUAGAGAAUUAUCAAUAAUGAGUACGUUAGACAAUUAGAAUAUAGUUAAAAUGGCUCAUUCUUAUUUUGAUGGCAAAAAUAUCUACAUUUUUAUGGAGUAUUGUAAUGGAGGGAAUCUUAAGAAAAAAAUAAGAGAACUCUAAUCAAUAUACCCAUGUCCAAAGUUUUAUAAAUAGAAAUAUGAAAAAUUGGCUUAAGAGGUAUUUUGGGAUAUUAUUGACUCUUUAAAUUAUUUAUAUACAAAGAACAUCAUUCAUAGAGAUAUAAAGCUGGAGAAUGUAUUAAUCCAUGAUGGUAAAUAUAAGUUAUCAGAUUUUGGAUUAUCUAAAUUUUUGAGUGAUAUUGAUGAAGUAAAUAUUUAAAUAUAAUAAUUACAGGAACCUAUGAGUAGUAUUUUAGGAACUCCGUGUUAUUAAUCUCCUUAAUUACUUAGACAAUAAGUUUAUUCACCAAAAACUGAUAUUUGGUCUCUAGGGGUUUUAUUAUAUGAAUUGUUAAAAGGAGGGGAAUUACCUUUUAGAGGAUUUAAUACUUAAGAUUUAUUAAAAGAUAUUGAAACUAAAUUAAAAAGUAAUUUAUUAUUCUAAAUAACAGCUAACUACAUUUAAAAUCAAUUGUUGUCAGUAGAAAAUAAACUGCUUUAGUAUUUAGUUUCAAAGAUGCUUGUGAUAGAUGAAGAAUCUAGAUUAAGUCUGAAGGAUCUAUUAAUUAAAGUCAAUUAAUUUAGAAUCAAUGCCUAAUUAAUGUAAAAAGAGAAUAUUACAGCAACUGAGACUAGAUGUAAACCCUAUAAGCCAGAAAAGAUAACAUCUAAAAAAACAUCAUAAUCAAAUUAAGAAAUAAACAACAAAUAAUCUAUUCCCAUACGAUUUAUUUAAACAUAUAAAGAAAAAAAAAUAGAGGCCACAUUCAUCUCAAAAAUAUUAGAUGAUAAAUUGUCUUCAAAUAUUUUAAUUCUUCUUGCACUAAUACUAUUCAUUGCUUUGAUGUAAAUAUCUAAUAAGAUUUGA